This is a messenger RNA of Musa acuminata subsp. malaccensis (wild Malaysian banana), 2889 nucleotides long. RefSeq lists its product as uncharacterized. Lineage: Eukaryota; Viridiplantae; Streptophyta; Magnoliopsida; Zingiberales; Musaceae. Gene Ontology annotation, molecular function: protein binding; histone acetyltransferase activity. The record is from RefSeq and is a predicted model, not a curated record. Gene Ontology annotation, biological process: transcription initiation at RNA polymerase III promoter. Gene Ontology annotation, cellular component: transcription factor TFIIIC complex.
GUGUCACGUGCUAUGGCUUCACACUGGCAGGCUGUUCCCCUGGUUGCUUCUCCGUCAUAUCCAAACUCCAUUGCAUGGUCAAAUGAAAACUUGGUGGCUGUUGCUUCGGGACAUAUCGUCACUAUAGUUAAUCCUGCUUUGCUUGAUGGUCCUAGAGGAUUGAUUACUCUUUCACCCAACAAGCCAUUUCCAAUAGGCUUCGUAAGAAGAGAAGAUCUUUUGACUCCAUGUCUGAUGCCUACUUGCUUGUCACGUGACACUCGUCCAUGUGCUCGAUCCAUUUCAUGGUCCCAACCAGGGUUUGCUUCUAAUUCAGGAUGUUUGUUGGCUGUUUGCACUAGUGAAGGUCGUAUAAAGCUGUAUCGAGCACCGUUUUGUGAAUUUCGAGCUGAAUGGGUUGAGGUUGUUGAUAUAUCUGACUUGCUGUUUAAUUAUUUUGAAAGAACAAAUUUUGGGGAACAGAGUUUGCUUUCAACAUCGUUUGCUCAAAAAGAAACUAGCGCAAGCUCCAAAUCAAGCAAAAAAUGUGUCAUCGAGUCCCAAGAUUGUAGUUCUAGCAAAGAACCUACAUUCAAAAGAAAUGGGGUAAGCAGAAGAAGCAAGGGAAUCAAUCACCACAAAUCACUAGGAGAGGCACUGAACGAUGGCGCAAAUGGAGAGGACUCUCAUGAAGAUGGAUGGCAUGAUAGUGGCGAUGACCUUACAGCAUUAUCAGUUACUGAUAAACCUGUUGCCGCUAGUACAGAAUCUAUCAUUAGGCCUUGCUCCAUCAUCAAUCAAGUUUCUUCUGAGGAGGUUAUUGAGGUCAGCUCCAAUAAUGCCAUGGUGAGCAAACAGAUUUCUCCAAUACCUGAAGGCCUGCUUCCAGAAGGAAGGCAAAAUUAUGUCCCUAUGAUCACCCCAGAGCAGUAUGCUUCUCGUAGUGCUUUGUUAUCAGGCCUCGUUGUAGCUUGGUCACCAGUAUUGCAGUCAUCUCGAAUCCAGCCUGGCUUUUCCAACAGAUACUCUAUUCUUGCUGUUGGGGGGAAGUCUGGUAAAAUCUCUCUCUGGAAACUCUGUGAACCGGAAUGCUACACUAUUGAGCAUGGCAGAGUUUCUGUUGAUCCAAUGCUCGUUGGACUUAUCCAGGCUCAUAACGCAUGGAUCACUACAAUUAGUUGGGAAAUGCUUGCAGCACGCCUGAGAAUGUCCCAGUUGAUCUUGGCCACUGGAAGUUCGGAUGGAAGUGUGAAGAUAUGGUCAGCUGAUGUUGAAGACUUGGCCAGUUCUUCAGAGGCUAAUAAAAUUUCCUUUUCCUUAAUAAAUGAGUUGACAGUUGCCAUUCCUGCCCCAAUAUCAACAAUUUCACUGGUUGUGCCAAGACAUUCUCAAGAAAAUAUUGUCUUAGCAAUUGGGAAAGGAUCUGGAUCGCUUGAAGCAUGGAUAUGUAAUGUGUUUGGCAAAAAAAUUCACAGUGCUGGUGUCUAUGAUGCACAUGACCAAGUGGUGACAGGUCUAGCUUGGGCAUUUGGUGGUCGUUGCUUGUACAGUUGCAGCCAGGAUAAUUCAGUCCAGAGCUGGGUGUUGCAUGGAGACUAUCUUCAUAAAGUCACCUUCCCCUCAAAAUUUCCUGGGUUCAGAAACUCUACCAAUCUUUCACUAGUAUCUGAUCAAUGCUUUGGUCUUGCACUGUCCCCUGGAGGACUAAUGAUUGCUGUGGUUUGCAGUUUUGACGUAAAUCUUCUGCACCAAAUGUAUCAGGCAAGGACCCAGAAAGCAGUCAUAGAGUUUUUCUGGGCCGGUGGGCAGUCGUUGGAAAUUUCACCAGACAAUACUGGUGAAUCCACUUUGGCUUUAUCUGAGAGAGACCUGUCGUGUUGGGAAUCCAACAUUUUAUGGUCCCUACAGUAUUUUGAAGAUGCAGAAAAUCCACUGGUUCUAUGGGACAGUCUUGCAGCAUUACUAGAAUUUAACAAGUCCAGUCCAUCAUUUGUGGAAAAUCUACUCUUCAAAUGGAUCUCUGGUUGGUUUUCAUGCCAUCUUUCUGAUGAUUCCAUCGAUAAGAUCUUGCUUCAUGUUGUGAGCAUGCUUUCAGAGAUCAGUUCUCGCAAAAUUUUUCUUCUGAACAUUAUCUGUAGAAGAUUAAUGAUAAGCGAUGCCAAAGCUGACAUGCACAAUGGAGAACAGCUCAAAUCAAGUGAACCAAAAAAUGAAGGGAAGCUUGCUCCAUGGAGUAACUUGCUUGUCAACAACGAAUUGGAACUGCAACAAAGGGCUGUGUCAUUUACUUUCAGGGCUGUUCUUAAUCAUGCCUCUGAUUCAUCUGAUCCGUUUCAAGUUGGUAAAAAAUGGUUCCCCGUUGGAGUGGCACAAAUGGAGUGCUGGGUUCUCCUAAAUGCUGGGCUGGUGCACAAUCAGCUAAACAUUCUUGGAUCUGAACUUAGGGGUCUCGGAAGCAGGAUCAGUUCUAUCUGUGAAUAUGUAAAAGAGGAGAGUUGCAGCUUCUGCUCCACCCCUGUUCCAUUUGAAUCAGUGGAUGUUGCCUGGUGCGAGGGUCACAAGCUCGACUGCAGCGGUUCAAAAGAAAGGCAUAGGUUAUCGAGGUGUGCAGUUUCCAUGCGGCUCUGCUCCGUUGCAGCGCCAAUGUGGUUUUGCAUAUGUUGCCACAGGUCAGCCAUGGACACGAUGCCUCAAACUUUUUUUAUGAUGUCCGAGCCUCCUUCGGGCACGGAUGAUGAGAUGAAGCUCGACUUUUGCCGACCCCUGUGCCCGUUUUGUGGAAUUUUACUGCAGAGAUCCAUGCUAGAAUUCUUACUCUCUCCAUCCCCCUUGUAAAAAUUAUUUACAGAAACACAUUUAAUCUUUAUUUAGUUGUAACUUAUAAAUUCAAUCUCGUUCUGGUAUUUGUCU